Molecule: messenger RNA, 228 nt
Organism: Penicillium brevicompactum
Lineage: Eukaryota; Fungi; Ascomycota; Eurotiomycetes; Eurotiales; Aspergillaceae
Exons: 4
Coding region: 1-228 (75 amino acids)
Biological process (GO): vacuolar acidification; proton transmembrane transport
Cellular component (GO): vacuolar proton-transporting V-type ATPase, V0 domain
Molecular function (GO): proton-transporting ATPase activity, rotational mechanism
Source: RefSeq, a predicted model, not a curated record
AUGGCAAACGGAUGGAGCUUGCUUGUUGGCCUCAUAAUCAUUGUCGCACUUUCAACUGCGGCAUGGUUCCUGAGCCCCAAGGGUGAGAAUCAAACGCUGUUCCGCAGUACCAUGAUCCUUGCUAUCGUCUCCUGUUACUUGAUGUGGGCCAUCGUCUUCCUCUCACAAUUACACCCCCUCAUCGCGCCAAAGCGUUCAGACAUCCGACCUGAUCGCGUGCCUCAAUAG